Populus euphratica (Euphrates poplar) is the source of this 1960-nucleotide messenger RNA. Its product is annotated as inosine-5'-monophosphate dehydrogenase 2-like. Lineage: Eukaryota; Viridiplantae; Streptophyta; Magnoliopsida; Malpighiales; Salicaceae. Gene Ontology annotation, cellular component: cytoplasm. Gene Ontology annotation, molecular function: IMP dehydrogenase activity. The coding region runs from base 119 to 1627 and encodes 502 amino acids. Gene Ontology annotation, biological process: GTP biosynthetic process. The transcript has 5 exons. The record is from RefSeq and is a predicted model, not a curated record.
CAUUAUCUAUCUAAUAUCUACCAAACCUAACAAAACCAAUCUCAUCCCACGCCCCCAACCUCCAGUAAGUAUUUCCCCUCCCCGCAACAACCACCGUCGCCGUCACCACUACCAGUAAAUGGCGACAGAAUUCGAAGACGGUUUCCCCGCCGAAAAACUCUUCAACCAAGGCUACUCCUACACAUACGAUGAUGUCAUUUUCCUCCCUCAUUACAUCGACUUCCCAACCGACGCCGUUAACCUCUCAACUAAACUCUCCCGCAAUGUCCCCCUCUCUAUCCCAUGGGUUUCCUCUCCCAUGGAUACCGUCACUGAGUCCUACAUGGCUUCAGCGAUGGCGGCGCUAGGUGGAAUUGGGAUUAUUCACUCUAAUGUAACGCCGUCUGAGCAAGCUGAUAUGAUCAGAUCCGUUAAGUCACGCCGCGUGCCUAUAUUGUCGAGUCCAGUUUUUAAGGCGCCUGAUUCACGGAUUGCUGACGAGUUUGACAGCCAUGAUGUUCCUUUUGUUCUUGUCACUCAAUCAGGGACUCAGAAGACGAAGUUGCUGGGAUAUGUUGCGAAGUCUGAUUGGCUGGGGUUGAAAGAUAAAGAAAUUAAAUUGGGGGAGGUCAUGCACACGGAUGCGAACGUGUGCGUGCCGUGGGAUUAUGAUUUGACGCAGAUUGAUGAGAAGUUAAAAGAGGAAGGGCGUGGUUUUGUGGUGGUGGAGAAGGAGGGAGGAGAAGUGGUGGAUGCGGUGACGAAGGAGGAGGUUGAAAGGUUGAAGGGAUAUCCUAAGCUAGGGAAGGGAACGGUGGGGUCUGAUGGGAGGUGGAUGGUUGGGGCGGCGAUUGGGACAAGGGAGUCGGACAAGGAGAGGUUGGAGCAGUUGGUUAAAGCAGGGGUUGAUGUUAUUGUGCUGGAUAGUUCACAAGGGAAUUCUGUUUAUCAGGUUGAGAUGAUUAAGUAUGUGAAACAGGCCUAUCCGGAGCUGGAUGUGGUUGGUGGGAAUGUGGUGACGAUGAGUCAAGCACAGAAUUUGAUCAAGGCAGGUGUAGAUGGGUUGAGAGUUGGUAUGGGGUCUGGGUCCAUAUGCACCACACAAGAGGUUUGUGCAGUUGGGCGAGGACAGGCAACUGCUGUUUACAAGGUUUCAUCCAUUGCCUCACAAAGUGGCAUUCCUGUCAUUGCAGAUGGUGGCAUUUCAUUCUCAGGGCAUAUUGUCAAAGCCCUGGUGCUUGGGGCAUCUACUGUAAUGAUGGGAAGCUUUUUAGCUGGAAGUACUGAAGCUCCUGGGGCUUAUGAGUACGAUGAGAAGAAAAAAUGCCGGGUUAAAAAAUAUCGUGGCAUGGGCUCCCUUGAAGCAAUGACUAAAGGAAGUGAUCAAAGAUACCUGGGUGAUACUGCUAAGCUAAAGAUUGCUCAGGGAGUUGUAGGAGCAGUUGCUGAUAAAGGUUCUGUUUUGAAGUUAGUACCUUACACUAUGCAAGCAGUAAAGCAAGGGUUCCAGGAUCUUGGUGCUUCCUCGUUGCAGUCUGCUCAUGAUUUGUUAAGGUCGAAGACACUUAGGCUUGAGGUACGGACAGCAGCAGCCCAAGUUGAAGGUGGAGUUCAUGGACUGACUUCACAUGAGAAGAAAGCCUUUUGAAUGUAACCUGUCCGGCAUUUAUUGCUACUGAUAACGACCAGUUCUAAAUUCCGAAGUGAUAUUUGAGUGUGAGUAGCGUUUAAUUGAACCGCACGCCGCACGAAUCUUGAAGGAGCUGUGCCAAUUUGACAUGGGCUCCUUUGUGAAAGUCAUGAGCGGUUUCUGCUGGGAAUACCAGAAGUGCCUUGAUGAUCUUUGCCCCUUGUUGCCAGGCAUGAGAGCAAUCACCUGCGUGUAUUUUAUCGGUUGUCCUAUUUAAGUGUAAGAGAAUUUGAUGAAUUAAUUAACCAAUUUUGCACUCUGCUCCUCAAACAAACAAUUCUUUGUUUUUUU